CGCUGAGAUUGAGAAAAGGGAACUCUCACGAAACUCAACUCUCUCUUUCUCUCUCUCUCCUUCACCCUCUUCCCUCUGCAGCCAAUCCCCAUUUCAGAUCGAGCCCUUCUUCUUCCUCCACCCUUUACCAUUCGCUGUGGUGACUGCUAUCUCAUCUUCACUACCAAGAUUACUUGGCUCACAUUUAGACUAUAGUGGUGGAUGCUGCGGUGUGCGUUUUUUCCUCAGACAUAUGACUAGUCCAGUUGGAGAAUUGACAAGCAAUAACAAAAGUACCGCCGGAGAAAUGCGUACUGAAAAAUCUGAAUUGUCUGAAAAAGUACAGUUAGGGACUGAGCAUUUACUAAAGGAACAACGGGAGUCUGGCACUGUGUUAACCCGUUCAGUUAUCGAUGAAAAAUCAAAUCAAGUUUAUGCUAAUGCGACAGAGAAUUCUGUUAUUUUACUGCCUGCACCACCUCAACAUUACUCAGAAAAGAAUUGUCAAACUGUAGAAGGUUCACACCUGCAACAAAGUACUGAUAAAGAAGUUUCUUUACAGUUAUCUAACGAUAAGCCAGAAAACCCAUCCCAACCAUUGUCUGAGAAUGAACCCGUGGAAUCCGUUCCUGCCUCUGCCGAGGAUGGCCAACAGCAAUCUAGUCCAGCUCAAGCGAAUACAAGUUAUGUAAAUAAAUUGUUGGAUCCACCUUCUGGAGAUGUUGUGACCAAUUUUUCAGAAAAAGUGUCUAAUAGCCCCACUAAUUCGCAAUUGAGGCGCAAGGGUAAAAAAAACUCAAAAUUAUUGAAGAAGACAUAUAUGCUACGAUCGGUAGGAAGCAGUGACAGAGCUUUGCGGUCUAAAACAAAAGAAAAUCCCAAGACACCUGAACCAAGUAGUAAUUUGGUUGAUUGUAAUAAUAAUAAUAAUAAUAGCAAUGAUGGAGGGAAGAGGAAAGCUCGUAAGAAGAAGAGAAAGAGUGGAGAGGUUGGAAUUACUGAUCAAUUCUCCAGAAUCAAAUCUCGCUUAAAAUAUUUAUUAAACAGAAUAGGCUACGAGAAAAGCUUGAUUGAUGCUUAUUCAGGCGAGGGCUGGAAAGGACACAGUAUGGAAAAAUUGAAGCCUGAGAAAGAACUUCAACGGGCCAAGUCUGAAAUUCUUCGACGCAAAUUGAACAUUAGGGAUCUAUUUCGAGAUUUGGAUUCAUUGUGUGCUGAAGGAAAGCUACCAGAGUCUUUAUUCGAUUCUGAGGGAGAGAUUGACAGUGAGGAUAUAUUCUGUGCAAAAUGCCACUCCAAAGAGUUGAGCUCUAAUAAUGAUAUAAUUCUCUGUGAUGGUGUCUGUGACCGUGGCUUUCACCAGCAUUGUUUAUAUCCUCCAUUGUUAACCGAAGACAUUCCACCUGGUGACGAGGGUUGGUUAUGCCCUGGAUGUGAUUGCAAAGAUGAUUGCAUGGACCUUAUUAAUGACUCCUUUGGAACAAGUCUCACUAUUAAUGACAAUUGGGAGAGGGUUUUUCCUGAAGCAGCAGCUGCUGGAAAUAAUAAGGAUGACAACUUCGGACUCCCUUCUGAUGAUUCUGAUGAUGAUGAUUACAAUCCUAAUGGUCCAGAGGAUGUGAAAGGUGAAGGAGACGAAUCAAGUUCUGAGGAAUCUGACUAUGCUUCUGCUUCUGAGAAUUUGGAGGGUUCGCAUGGGGAUCAAUACUUGGGCCUUCCAUCUGAAGAUUCUGAUGAUGGUGAUUAUGACCCUGGUGCUCCAGAUGCUGACAAUAAAGUCAAUGAAGAAAGUUCAAGCUCUGACUUCACAUCUGACUCUGAGGAUCUUGCUGCUGCAAUUGUGGAUAGCACGUCCCCUGGACAGGAUGAUGAAAUCAGAUCUGCAUCCUUGGAUGAUGUUAAGUACUUGAAAAGUUAUGUCAAAAAAAGGGGUAAAGCUGGUAAGAAGCUAUCUAUGGCUGAUGAACUGUCGUCUUUACUAGAGCCAGAUGCUGGUCAAGAAGGUUCUACACCUGUUUCUGGGAAAAGGAAUUUGGAAAGGUUGGACUACAAAAAGCUGUAUGAUGAGACAUACCACAGUGAUACUAGUGAGGAUGAAGAUUGGACAGCGACUGUUACUCCUAGUAGAAAGAAGAAAGGGAAUGUGAAUCCUGUGUCACCAAAUAGAAAUGCUUCAAAUAAUUCCAUGCACACUCCUAAGAGGAAUGGCCAUCAGAAUAAAUUUGAAAAUACAAAAAAUUCACCUGCCAAAUCACUCAAUGGCCUUGUGAAAUUUGAUUCUAGUGAACAAAAGUCUAGAUCUCCAGCUUGUAAAAGACUAGGUGAAGCAGUAGUUCAGAGACUUCACAUAUCUUUUAAAGAAAAUCAGUAUCCAGAUAGAGCUACUAAAGAAAGCUUGGCACAAGAACUUGGACUUACUUGUCAGCAGGUUGCCAAAUGGUUUGACAAUACACGAUGGAGCUUCCGGCACUCAUCACUAAUGAAAACCAAUUCAGGGAGAAAUGAAGGGGGUGAAUGUGAAUUAAUGUCCCCGGAGGUCAGCGGAGAAAAAUCAAAAGCCCCAAGCUCUGGAAAAAGAAAGAAAUUGUCAGAACACCAACUAUCUGAAACGCAGCUAGAUAUCAAUGGCUUGGAAACAAGUUCACCCAAUGCUCAUCAAACCCAAAGGGGCAAGAGAAUGAAGACCAGGAGAAGGAAAUGACAUGUUAAUACGGUUUUAACCUUCUUUAAGGCCUCAAAUUAAACUGUCCAUCUUUUGUGAGAUUGAGAUCCCAUGAGAUGAUCAACUCGGAUCUCGAUGGAUUUGUUUCCAUUCAGGCAGGUAAUCAUAAGAUGUGUUAUAUUGUUUGUAUUUUUUAAGGAUAGCUUUUCAGGUAUUGAUCUCUGGUGAUUUUGUUUUAGUGUUGCUCCUCAUGCAAGCACUAAAAUAGUUCACUCAGUAGUUUUGCAAUUUUUAGAUUUUUUAUUUAUUUACAGAGACUCAAUUACUUGUUCCAAUGGUUUUUCCUCCAUUACAGUGCAAAAAAAGCUAAAAAAAAAAACACAAUGAGAAUAGGGCAACUAUUUAUCUUUGUACGUCAGCAUUCAAUGUCAUCACUUAAUUAACCUGCA
This is a messenger RNA of Vigna unguiculata (cowpea), 3090 nucleotides long. RefSeq names its product Homeodomain-like protein with RING/FYVE/PHD-type zinc finger domain-containing protein (gene HAT3.1). Gene Ontology annotation, cellular component: nucleus. Gene Ontology annotation, molecular function: DNA binding; chromatin binding. The record is from RefSeq and is a predicted model, not a curated record. Gene Ontology annotation, biological process: negative regulation of gene expression, epigenetic. NCBI's taxonomy places the organism in Eukaryota, Viridiplantae, Streptophyta, Magnoliopsida, Fabales, Fabaceae.